CUGCUACAUGACUUUACACCAAUAGAAAACAACCACAGAAGAAAAUGUUCCACUAGACUGGCCAAUCACAUCGUAUACUUCCUUUGACAGAAACGUCUGCAGGGGGCAUGAUAUCUUUGAGAAAGAAUGUUUCGCUGUCUUCUAACUCUCGGUCAUCAUCACACAUGGAGAACCUGCACAUUUUUCUGGUCGCUCUCCUAGGAGUUGCAUCCCACGGUCAUGAUUUGAUUUCUGGAUCAGUGUUGGAGAAAACGGUCAGACCAGGAGAAAACAUCACUCUCUACUGCGACUGUACAUUAUCAAGUGGAGUAUACAUAGUGUGGUACAGGAACUGCUCUCAUGAGAACCAGCCUUCUCUUGUCCUUAGAUCAAGACCAUUACCAGAAUCCGAAGACUUCACUGACAAUAGGUAUCAACUGAAACUUCCCCCUCGUUUUCAUUUGGUGAUAAACUAUUCUUCUGAAUCCUAUGACCUGCUGAUCCUGAACAUCACUGAUUCUGAUGAGGGCUUCUACUACUGUGGAACUGAACAGACAACAGUGGAGAAUGCAGAAUACAUUAAUCGCAAAAUGGAUUACAGAUAUGGCAACGUCACCACAAGGAUCCUAUUCAACUCCAUUGAGCCUCACCAUGAGACUCCACGAGACUGUGGUGAAUGUUGCAUUCUGCUGUUCUCCCUUUGUCCAGCUUUUGCUGUUCUCUCCUCUCUCCUCUCCUCUCUUCUGGUGUAUCAUCUCUGUCGGAAAAAAGCUAAAGACCUUCAAGCUGAUCAGAGAAGACCUGAAACAAGCCCGCAUCAGGAUGAAGAUGUGUGUUAUGCUGCGCUGGAAAUCCGCCAGGCAUCACAGAGACCAAAGAAGAAGAAAACCCAGAGUUCUGACUUCAGCACCUAUUCAGCCAUCAAUACUUCUAGGGUGUAGAGAGUCUAAAACAAAACCACAACCAUUACUAUAAAACAUCUAAGGAUGGGAUCAAACCAAGCGCAACACCAAAUCAGGCCAUGUAGCUGUAAAGUGUGAGGUGGAAAUGGCCUCUUCACCCCCCUUUCUCAGACUGCGCCCAUCUUUGAGCUUGAGCUUCCGUUUGAUCACAACUACACAUCUGUAAAGUUUCCUGAAUGCACAGUUACGACGCUAUUCAGGUCACAAAAUCUGUCCACAGGCAUACUAACAGAUGGCAAAGUACUACAACCGCCCCUCUGUGGUAGUUCCCCCUUCAGUUGGUGUCUCCAGGACCACAUUUUGCCUUGAUGACACGCUCAGACUCUCAGGGUGAAAACAAUAGACGCCUUGCAGCUGACGGUUACUGCUGGAUGCCCCGUAUUGUCUUACAGGUUCAAGUCCACUGUCAAACUUUAACAUGCUUUCUAUAAAUCUACUGUGUGACAUCAAAAAAGUAGACCUAAAUAUUUCUUAUUAUAGACUAACGUCAAAACCCAGCUCAGAAAUGGUGUGCAGCAUUUAAGAAUGCAGAGUGAAAACCGACAGAUAGCCAUCGUCUAUGCAAUGCACAUUUUGUCUUAGGUCCCAACACAAUAUAAUGUAUUGUAGCGAGCUAACGUUAGCUAACCUAAGUGUUAGCCUGCUGAAUCAGCAGUCUCCGACAAUAUCAGUCAGCAGAAAACC
Molecule: messenger RNA, 1625 nt
Organism: Anoplopoma fimbria (sablefish)
Lineage: Eukaryota; Metazoa; Chordata; Actinopteri; Perciformes; Anoplopomatidae
Exons: 5
Coding region: 108-920 (270 amino acids)
Biological process (GO): response to bacterium
Source: RefSeq, a predicted model, not a curated record